Musca vetustissima is the source of this 2790-nucleotide messenger RNA. RefSeq names its product glutamate receptor ionotropic, kainate 2 (gene GluRIIC). The transcript has 12 exons. The coding region runs from base 1 to 2790 and encodes 929 amino acids. NCBI's taxonomy places the organism in Eukaryota, Metazoa, Arthropoda, Insecta, Diptera, Muscidae. Gene Ontology annotation, molecular function: glutamate-gated receptor activity; transmitter-gated monoatomic ion channel activity involved in regulation of postsynaptic membrane potential. The record is from RefSeq and is a predicted model, not a curated record. Gene Ontology annotation, biological process: modulation of chemical synaptic transmission; monoatomic ion transport; synaptic transmission, glutamatergic. Gene Ontology annotation, cellular component: postsynaptic membrane; plasma membrane.
AUGAGAAAUAUUUGCAUAUGGAGUGCAUUUUUUAUCGCUGUGCUGUUUAUAAAAAAUUCUCAUCAACAUGAAAAUAUUAAUAUUGGUGCAUUAUUUUACGACGAUGAAUAUGAAAUUGAGGAAUCCUUUGUAACAACAAUAAAUUUAAUCAAUAAUCAAAAUGAAGUGAAUUUUAAAUUAAUACCGUUAAUUGAAAAACUUGACGAUGCGGAUAGUACGGCAAUCUUGGAAACUAAAACUAACAAACUUAUAGAAAACGGUGCCGCAGUUAUUUUUGGACCAAGUUCAAAGGCAGACAGUGAUAUUGUCUCGCUUAUUUGUAAUGCCACCGGUAUACCGCACAUGCUCUUCGAUUAUCUAGCGGAAGAGAGUGAUCUCUCCAAAGUCAAUCAUCAAAUGACUCUCAAUGUUUUUCCCGCCCAGCCGGUGUUGUCUAAGGCCUAUGCUGAUAUUGUACAGAAUUAUGGCUGGAGAAAAUAUACCAUAGUCUAUGAUGAAGAUGAUGGCAGUGCACCGUUUCGUCUACAAGAUCUCAUCCAGCUAAGAGAUUUAAAUGAGAAAAUUGUUCGUGUUCGUACAUUUAAGAGAGGUGAAGAUUAUCGAAUUUUAUGGAAGAGCAUAAAAGGUGAAAGGCGUAUAAUUUUGGAUUGUCCGCCUGAUAUGUUGGUGGAGCUGCUCAAUUCAUCGAUUCCAUUUGGUAUGACGGCACAAUUUAAUCAUUUAUUCCUGACAAAUUUCGAUACUCAAGUUGCAAGUUUAGAGGAGCUACGGGACAAUGUAACAUUUGCUGUUAAUGUCACCGCCAUACGUAUGAGACAACGUGAAUUUGAUAGUGAAGAGGGAAAUAUUUGGAAUGAAGUCGAUUUACCAACUAUGAAAUUGUUACCCGAUUUAAUACACGAUGCCGUAAUGUUAUUUUAUUUAGCCGUUAAAAAUAUUAGUGUCAUGUAUGAAAUCAAUCCACCGGCUAUACAUUACACAUACGAAGAUGGCAAUGAAAAUCCAUGGCCAAUGGGUUUAUAUAUAAAUCGUGUUAUGAAAUUUAUUGCCUCCGCCGAUGAUAGUCACUUCCAUAUGAGCUAUAUGCAAUUCGAUGAUGGUGGCCAACGAAUAAAUUUCACAUUGGAAAUCUAUGAACCGGUAGAUAAUUAUUUACUAGCUACAUGGGAUCCAGAUGGUCAUAUCAGUCAAAAGGUAGUGGAAUUGACAAAUAUCAAAAAAAUUGUCUAUAAAGUGGCAACACGUAUUGGAGAACCGUAUUUUAUGUUGAAGGAAGAUGCUGAAAAUCGUACCGGCAAUGAUCGUUAUAUAGGCUAUGCAGUCGAUCUUAUCGAUGCCAUUGCCAAUGUUUUACAUUUUGAUUAUUUAUUUGUACCGGUUGCUGAUAAUUCGUAUGGUAAAUUGAAUAAGGAAACGAAUCAAUGGGAUGGUAUUAUUGGCGAACUGAUAAAUAAUGAUGCUCAUAUGGGUAUAUGUGAUCUGACCAUAACUCAAAAACGUAAAACUGUUGUGGAUUUUACGGUGCCCUUUAUGCAAUUGGGUAUCAGUAUUUUGGCCUAUGAAAAACCAAUUGAACAGAAAUCCUGGAAUGCAUUUUUGGAGCCAUUUACCAAUGAAGUUUGGAUUUAUGUUAUGUUUUCGAUUUUCAUUAUGGCAUUUUUGUUUCUAUUUAUGGCAAGAAUAUCGAAAGGUGAAUGGCAAAAUCCCCAUCCCUGUAAUAAGAAUCCUGAAGUUUUGGAAAAUACAUGGAAUGUUUCGAAUGUCUUUUGGCUGACAAUUGGCUCCAUUAUGACAGCCGGCAGCGACAUUUUACCACGAAGUGCUCCCAUGCGUACUUUCAAUGCCAUGUGGUGGAUUUUUGCCGUAAUCAUUGCAAAUUCCUAUACAGCUAAUUUGGCGGCUUUCUUGACCAACAGUAAAAUGGAAGGUGACAUUAAGGGUGUGGAAGAUUUGGCAAAACAAAAUGAAGUGAAAUUUGGUACCAUUGAGGGUGGCAGUACCUAUACAUUCUUUUCGGAAUCGAAUGAAACCGCCUUUCGUUUGGCAUACAAUAUGAUGCAGUCACAAGAUCCUUCGGUCUAUACGAAAAGUAAUAAUGAAGGGGUGGAGAGGGUGUUGAAAAAUAACGGUUCCUAUAUGUUUCUAAUGGAAACCACCUCGUUGGAGUACAAUACCGAACGGAAUUGUAAAUUGAAGAUGUUGGGCGAAACUUUCGGAGAGAAACACUAUGCCAUUGCUGUGCCGUUUGGUGCUGAAUAUCGCUCCAAUUUAAGUGUUGCCAUACUUAAACUUGGUGAAUUGGGAAAGUUAUUCGAAUUGAAGAAAAAAUGGUGGGUUAAUGAGAACAAAAGUUGUCCCCAAGAAACCAAAGCCAAUUCGGAAACAAAUGAUUUAAAUUUCACCGAAGUGCGAGGUAUAUUUUAUACCCUUUAUGUUGGCCUGUUUAUAGCCUAUGUUGUUGGCAUUACGGAGUUUUUAAUUUAUGCCCAGCAUGUUGCCGUUGAAGAAAAGUUAACUUUUAAAGAAGCUCUAACAAAGGAACUGAAAUUUGUUCUAAAAGUUUGGAAUAACAAGAAACCUGUAACACCUGCCUGUAGUACAGCAUCAUCAUCGCAUCGAUCCGGUAGUACUGACAAAUCGUCGAAGCCGUAUGCUAUACGUUCGGAUAGGGUGAAUGGUACAACCGAUAUGGAUGAAAGGAAAAGUAUGAAGAGUAUGAAAAGCAUAAGGAGUAUUCGAAGUUUCAAGAGUUUGAAGAGUGCCAUUGUUAAUACCAUAAAGAAAAUCUAA